UCCACUUGGCAAACAUCAACUAAAACUUAUUUUUAGUGCAAGAAGACGGGAGCGAUGCGGGUCACUGCGCCGCCGUACGUUGAACCCGGAGAGUAACAUUUGCAGACGACAGCGCAGCCCGGGCUAAUUUUUCGUUUUCUAAACCGACUGAUAGACAGACAGGGCAACAGUGACACGAUAUUUUACAAGUAUUUAAUUGUAGCGGCUUGGAUGUUUACUCACAGAGCAGACAUAUUAUACAGAGGGCAGACUGACCUCAGUGUUGUCGAAACAAGAUGAUAAAAAACUGGAGUGUCAUUGGUGGUAUUGCUGCGGCGAUUGCAGCUGGAGUCUACGUCUUGUGGGGCCCAAUUACAGAGAGGAAGAAGAGGAAGAGAGGUAUGGUUCCAGGUCUGUUAAACUUGGGCAACACCUGCUUCCUGAACUCUCUGCUUCAAGGCUUGGCAGCGUGUCCGUCCUUCAUCAGGUGGCUGGAGAAGUUUUCAAGAUUGCCUUCAAUCCAAUCAUGCAAAGACAACCAACUGUCCACAACACUUCUCCAGCUUCUCAAAGCUCUGUCCAGUGAGGAGCCGGGAGAGGAAGAUGUACUUGAUGCCGGAUGCCUCUUGGAUGUUCUCAGACUGUAUCGGUGGCACAUCAGCUCAUUUGAAGAGCAGGAUGCACAUGAACUUUUCCAUGUUCUUACCUCUUCACUGGAGGAGGAGCGCGACCGCCAACCUAAAGUCGCUAAUUUAUUUGACAUGCAGUCCCUCGAGAGUAUCCCUGAUCAAGAUGAGAAAACUAUGACCUGCAGAAGUCGAGCACCUCUUCAUCCAAUACCAAGUCCGUGGAAGUUUCAUCAUCCUUUUCAUGGUCGUCUAACGAGCAACAUGUCGUGCAAGCGCUGCGAGCUACAAAGUCCAGUGCGCUAUGACUCAUUUGAGAGCCUGUCUCUGUCCAUCCCUCUACCUCAGUGGGGACGACCUAUGUCUCUUGAUCAGUGUCUUCAGCAUUUCAUCUCCUCAGAAACCAUCAAAGAAGUCGAGUGUGAAAACUGCACCAAGCUUCAACAGGGGACCAUAUUAAACGGGCAAGUACUAGAAAACCAGAGGACGACAUUUGUUAAACAGCUAAAACUGGGAAAGCUCCCCCAGUGCCUUUGCAUCCAUUUACAAAGACUGACGUGGUCGAGUGAAGGAACCCCCAUCAAACGCCAGGAGCACGUUCAGUUCUCUGAGUAUUUAUCAAUGGACCGUUACAAACACAACACUUCCGCACAGAGGAGCCAGCGGAUCAGAUGUGCUCCAAAAGCAUUAACGGCAGAAAAUCUAGAUGAUUCCAGAGAAAAGCCCACUGCCAAUGGCACUGAUGCAGAGCAUCAUAACAACAACAAACCUUUUUCCAACGGGACCUGUUCGUCUGUGUUCCUUCAGUCUCAGACUGUGACCCCAGAGCUCAGCUUCACAUAUGACUACAGUUCCACAGAGUACCUUUUCCAGCUCACAGCUGUGCUGGUCCACCACGGUGACAUGCACUCAGGACAUUUCAUCACGUACCGCCGCAGCCCUUCCUCACCUCGCAGCCCUUCUCCCUUCAGCUCACAGUGGCUUUGGGUGUCAGACGACUCGGUGCGCAAAGCCAGCCUGCACGAGGUGCUGUCUUCCAACGCUUACAUGCUCUUCUACGAGAGAGUUCGAAGGCUCAGUCUCACCCUGCACUCAGAGGAGUGACCAGAAACUCAUAACCUUGGAGCCUGAAGGACUUCCAGUCAGUGCUGUCACGCUGGAUGUGACAAUGAGACCAGAGAGGAGCACCUUCCUAGAUUUCUUACUAACGUUGAAUGUUGAGGGACGUUGUAUGAUGUGCUGUGGACUCACUGGAGGACGCUGUCAAUCCCAAAGAUAAUGGACCUGCGAGAUUUUAGACAAACGUCUGGUCACGUAAACCAGUUUUCUUUGGCUCAUGUAGCAAUUUCUGCUACUACGGGACAAAGAAACCGGAACGCAUUAUGGUAAACACCAAAGUAAAAGCCCUGAAAUACGUUUGCUCAUGUGUGACGCUCACGAUGAUAAUUCUGUUGAGACCGUCACAGUUGGCGGUAUAUGAUUAUGAUGCUGUAUUUAUUGAUGUUAAAUUUAAAUGCUAAUACUUUA
Molecule: messenger RNA, 2132 nt
Organism: Mugil cephalus (flathead mullet)
Lineage: Eukaryota; Metazoa; Chordata; Actinopteri; Mugiliformes; Mugilidae
Gene: usp30
Product: ubiquitin specific peptidase 30
Exons: 13
Coding region: 276-1709 (477 amino acids)
Biological process (GO): protein deubiquitination
Cellular component (GO): cytosol; nucleus
Molecular function (GO): cysteine-type deubiquitinase activity; cysteine-type endopeptidase activity
Source: RefSeq, a predicted model, not a curated record